AUGGACGUCGCCUCCCAUCUUGUACCCCAGAACCGACGGCACCACCGCUCGUCCCACCUCAGCAACCCCACCCUGGUGAGCCUGGUGUAUUCGUCCCUCGACACCGACCGUCUUUUCCCCUCGCCCAAGCUCCCGCCACUGCUGUUCCCGUCGCCGCUAGUGCCGCCAAUGGCUCCCGGCAGUGGCCACCACGGACUGCUGGCUCGGCUGCCGCGCCCAGCCGCCGCGGCUAAACAUGCGGACGAUUUUAAUCAGGUGCCCAAGCGGUUCUCCCAGUUUAUCAUCGACCAGCAAAACCCCCACACCACGCAAAAACUUGAUAACCUCCUGCUUGCGUCGUUCAUUCUGGUCGAGGUCCCCGACGCUAAGCUCGCCUCCAAGCUGCGCCCGUCGCCCCUGAGCCGUCUGCCAAUGCUGUCUUCUGCCCCGCAAGCUUCGGUCCACAAUAUCGGCCGUGACAUCAGUGAUCUGAUGGAGUCUCAGGCCACCAUUUUCUCCACCCGAGGUCUGCCCCACGACGCUUCCAGUAGCGCUCGUCGCCGGCCACGCCUCUUUCAGCGGCGUCCUCGUCCGCAAUCGGUGCUGGUCGUGGACCGGCUGCUGCUGGUGGACUCACCGCUUAGUCGUCGCAAUGCUAUCCGUUUCAAGAAAGGCCUGGUCAUCUACCGUAUGUGGUUACGAAUGAAGAAGGCAUUCAGAGCGCUUAGAUGUCGCUUGUUCACAGCGCUGACCCCAGCUAAUCGAUCACCCCUGAUCCAGGGGAGACUGAGAACUCUUAAGCGCAAAUACCGUGAGAAGCCUCGUAACCCCGAAGUGGUGGAGGCUCUCAGACGAGGGUUAUCGGUGCUGGCCCCGAUGAACAACCCCAACUUGGGCCAAGGCACUCACCGCAUCAGCCUGCUCAACGAUGAUGUCAAACGCGCUGCUGGAGCUACCACCAGCCACCCUACGUUCCCUCAUACUCAGUCCGCUCAAGAAGUCCAGCGAGCUCAACAUGCUCAACAGGUCGAGGCUGAAGGGAGAAUGCGCCACUUGUUCAAUUAUAUUGAUCAGCAACAGGUGUCCUUCCUGGAACUCCAAACCCGUGACCGUGAAGUUGAUCGCAAGCAACUUCGUGAGAUGCUGAGUAAACACGAGUUGUCUCUGGUGAUAUCGAUAGCGGAACCGUCGCGCAAACCGCACGAGCUGCCUCGUCAACAUGUACCCAAACAUGUGACCAACCCUAAGGUUUCCGAUACGCCAGAGUACGCUGAAACCUCCGGGGGUGCUCUCAAAAAGCAGCGCAAAAAGCUUCCUUUCACUCAACCGCCGAAAACGCCAACCAAGACUCCCAACAAGACCCCUUCUAAAACUUCCACCAAAACUCCCACUAAAUCCCCUAAACAAAAGCAUCUGGAGCAAUACCAAGGGCAAAAUGACCAGCACGAGCAAGUGCCUCCUACUCCUCCACACAAGACCACAGCCCAACCCCCGAUCACCGAACGCGUCAUCUCGCAAAAAGCUAAGCCCGCUGGCAAGAACCCAACCGACCUCAGUGUGCUCGAUGCAUACUACGAUCCCAGUUCGAGCUCUCCUGAAGGGAAAGAGCUUGUGUUUGAGGACGAGGUUGACAUCUCCACCGCUCAUAUGGUAGACUUGUGGCGUAUGUACCUCAAGGCAGUUGUCACUAGCCGCAUUAAGCUCCGCCAGGAAGUCAACGAGUUCAGACAGUACAUGGAGGACCGUCAAGCAACGCCUAUCUUCGAGCUGAACGAAAUCUCGGUGCUGAGACAAUCGCUGGCCAAGCCUGAUGUUGCCUCUAUUCAGUCAGCGGAACUGACAGCAACGUUGGACUCGCAACUGAAGCACUUCUCCAUGAACCGCCGUCUGAUGCUUGGCGAAAUGCUUGAGUACGACUCUGCCGAUGGCGAGCUGAUGAUUUCCCGUCAACUGACGAUCCUUUCGGCUCGAGAGGUAGGAGACUACUCACUCAACCGCAAUUACGGCACGGUGGUGGUGCGGCGCCGCGGGUCGGCUACUGGCUCCAAUACCUCUGCUGCUACCUACCCUGCUGUCUCGUCACCGCUGGGCCUGCCCAUGCGGCGUCUGCGUGCGGUGAAAAACUUCAAAAACGUCUCGAUUGAAUCGUGA
Diutina rugosa is the source of this 2130-nucleotide messenger RNA. RefSeq lists its product as uncharacterized. Bases 1 to 2130 code for a protein of 709 amino acids. The record is from RefSeq and is a predicted model, not a curated record. The transcript has a single exon. NCBI's taxonomy places the organism in Eukaryota, Fungi, Ascomycota, Pichiomycetes, Serinales, Debaryomycetaceae.